Penicillium oxalicum is the source of this 459-nucleotide messenger RNA. Its product is annotated as putative amino acid permease. Bases 1 to 459 code for a protein of 152 amino acids. Gene Ontology annotation, cellular component: membrane. The transcript has a single exon. NCBI's taxonomy places the organism in Eukaryota, Fungi, Ascomycota, Eurotiomycetes, Eurotiales, Aspergillaceae. Gene Ontology annotation, biological process: amino acid transmembrane transport. Gene Ontology annotation, molecular function: amino acid transmembrane transporter activity. The record is from RefSeq and is a predicted model, not a curated record.
AUGAUCGCGAGCUGGGCCUACGUCAAUGUCACCAAGGACUCCAGCAUUGUUUUUGCAUAUCUCGUAGACCUGGUGACGAUGCUUGGUCUUUUGACCUGGGUUUCCAUUCUCAUCACCCACAUCUGUUUUGUUCGCGCUCGUCGGGCUCAAGGCAUCCCCGAUAGUGCUCUCGUAUUCCGGGCACGUUUUGGACUCACUGGCACAUGGUUAGCGUUGAGCUUGUGCGUCUUGAUCUCGCUGACCAUGAUCUUCAACUCGCUGCCCAUUCAUGACCACAAGAUUCGGUUCGAUAUCACCAAAUUCGUCGCUUCGUAUGCUGGGAUCCCCAUCUAUAUUACGUUAUACCUGGGUCAUCGAAUCAUCUUAAAGAGCAAGCAUAUCGACCCCCGAGACGCGGAUUUCUGGUCCGACAAACGAGUCGCCACUCCGCCAGGAAUCGAGUUGCAGCCCAUGAGCUAG